Onychomys torridus (southern grasshopper mouse) is the source of this 1068-nucleotide messenger RNA. RefSeq names its product glucose-6-phosphatase catalytic subunit 2 (gene G6pc2). Gene Ontology annotation, biological process: glucose 6-phosphate metabolic process; gluconeogenesis. The transcript has 5 exons. The coding region runs from base 1 to 1068 and encodes 355 amino acids. The record is from RefSeq and is a predicted model, not a curated record. NCBI's taxonomy places the organism in Eukaryota, Metazoa, Chordata, Mammalia, Rodentia, Cricetidae. Gene Ontology annotation, cellular component: membrane. Gene Ontology annotation, molecular function: glucose-6-phosphatase activity.
AUGGAUUUCCUUCACAGGAGUGGAGUACUCAUUAUUCAGCAUCUACAGAAAGACUACAGGGCUUACUACGAUUUUCUAAAUUUUAUGUCCGAUGUUGGAGACCCCCGGAAUAUCUUUUCUGUUUACUUCCCACUUUGGUUUCAACUGAACCAGACUGUUGGAACCAAGAUGAUAUGGGUGGCUGUCAUAGGGGACUGGUUCAAUCUUAUAUUCAAGUGGAUAUUAUUUGGGCAUCGCCCUUACUGGUGGAUCCAAGAAACUCAGAUUUACCCAAAUCACUCAACCCCAUGUAUUGAACAGUUUCCUACUACAUGUGAAACAGGCCCAGGAAGUCCCUCUGGUCACGCAAUGGGCUCAUCGUGUGUCUGGUGUGUCAUGGUAACAGCUGCCCUCAGCUUCACUGUCGGCCGGCUGGAGAAGUCCUCUGUCACUCUGCACAGACUGGCCUGGUCCUUCCUUUGGAGUGUUUUCUGGUUGAUUCAAAUCAGUGUCUGCAUCUCCAGAGUAUUCAUAGCAACACAUUUCCCUCAUCAGGUCAUUCUUGGAGUCAUUGGUGGGAUGCUAGUAGCAGAGGCCUUUGAACACACUCCAGGGAUCCACAUGGCCAGCUUGAAUAUGUACCUGAAGACCAACAUCUUCCUCUUCCUAUUUGCACUUGGCUUUUACCUGCUUCUCAGACUGCUCGACAUUGACCUGCUGUGGUCUGUGCCUAUAGCCAAAAAGUGGUGUGCCAACCCUGACUGGAUCCACAUGGACAGCACACCUUUUGCUGGACUUGUGAGAAACCUCGGGGUCCUCUCUGGCUUGGGUUUUGCCAUCAACUCAAAAAUGUUCCUUAUGAGCUGCCGGGGAGAAAAUGGCUGCAGGCUGAGCUUCCGGUUGCUCUGUGCCGUGACCUCACUGACCACAUUACAACUUUAUCACCUCAUCAAGAUCCCAACUCACACAGAACCUUUAUUUUACCUCCUGUCUUUCUGUAAAAGUGCAUCCAUCCCACUGACUGUGGUGGCUCUAGUUCCUUACUGUAUCCAUAUGUUAAUGAGAGCCAGGGAGAAGAAGAUUAAAUAG